This is a messenger RNA of Aspergillus novofumigatus IBT 16806, 435 nucleotides long. RefSeq lists its product as uncharacterized. The transcript is spliced from 4 exons. The coding region runs from base 1 to 435 and encodes 144 amino acids. NCBI's taxonomy places the organism in Eukaryota, Fungi, Ascomycota, Eurotiomycetes, Eurotiales, Aspergillaceae. The record is from RefSeq and is a predicted model, not a curated record.
AUGUUUCGUGCUCAGCAUCAGCCAGGUGAAGCAAGGGCCAAGGCUAAAGACUUGACAGCUUCGCGAACGCUCACUCGACGGCAAGGCUUUUUGACUUAUUAUUUCAGUGAAGCAGCUCGCAAACAUAAAAGUCUUCUUGUACACCGCGCCGGUCUCCAUGAAGGUCUCCUGGUUGCUGUGCUGGCGUCAGGUUCUGGCAGUCCCGCUGAGCUGCAGACCUCUAGCGAAGUCGUUGAUAUUGAUCCCUACCAUGCCACCCUCACUCUCGGGGAACGGAGAGACGCUCGACGGCGUACGUUAUCUUCCCAAUAUCUGUUACGAUUGCAAGGGAGAGGUGGGGACCGAGUAUCCGGUCUUCAACCCGCAUGCAGCAGAAUCCAAGGCAGUCCCAUCAAGGUGACGCGAGUGGCAAGACAACCAAAGCUUCCUUCCUGA